Messenger RNA from Phoenix dactylifera (date palm), 2473 nucleotides. The record is from RefSeq and is a predicted model, not a curated record. Lineage: Eukaryota; Viridiplantae; Streptophyta; Magnoliopsida; Arecales; Arecaceae.
GAUAGCUAUCGGGAGGCCGUUCUUGUCUCCUUCGUCGCCAAGAAAGAGGAGAGAGAGAGAGGGGCGAGAGAGACUCCAAAACCCUAACCCUAGAUAUCGAUCUCUGCGGUCAUGGCGUCCGGUGGGUCUUCCGGUAGAUCUGGAUCGGGCUCCCGUUCGUACGAUUUCGGAUCCGAUGAUGUUCUCUGCUCUUACGACGACUACGCCGCGCAGGAUAACUCCAAUGGAAAGCGAUCGGAUCCCUCGGGAAAGUUGCUGCCUUGCGUGUAAUUGCUUCUGAAUUCUGAACUUUGAGGCGUCUGGCGUUGGAUUGGAAUUGGAACAGAAAGUUUGGAUCUAGACUGGAAAUGGGCGAUGAUGUUGAGUUGAUUUCUUGAUCUUUUUGCUGUGGUCUAAAAGAUUCCAUUGGAUGCAUAGGAAAAGAACCGUCUUGUUGGAUUAUGAUAAGAAGCUAUCUUGUGGAUUUCGUGGAAUCAGGGUUCUCCCGGUUUCUUCUGUCUUCCAAAUACAAUAGCCUCUGAAAUUUUUAAUAUUGGUUUAUUUUCUUGGCGAGAGUUGUCUUCCUGGCAUGCCUUUGGUUGUGAAAACUGUUUAUGUGGACUCAGUGUCGAAAUAAUGAAUUGGUCCCUUUUUCUCAUUUUAGUGAAGAUUCUAUCACGUGCCAGGAUUUUCAUGAGAGCAGAAUGGGAAGACCAUUGGUUAAUAUUUAUGAGCAAGAGGACUAUUCCAAAGAGAAGGUGAUAUGUGCUGUUGAAAAGUGUAUGAAGAAAUAUGCUGACAAUCUACUCCGUUAUCUUGAGGGAAUUAGCGGACGACUGUCUCAGCUGGAGUUAUAUUGCUACAAGAUUGAGCGCUCGAUAGGGGAAUUUCGAUCAGAUAUUAUUCGGGAUCAGAGUGAAGGAGAACUGAAGUUCAAGUCUAUUGAGAAGCAUCUCCAAGAAGUCCACAGGUCUGUACAAAUUCUGAGGGACAAACAAGAACUGGUUGAAGCUCAGAAAGAGCUGGCCAAACUUCAACUUGUGCAGAAAGAGUCUACACAGAAGAAUGAAGAGGCUGUUGUUCCAUCAUCAUCUGAGACCAAACGGCAUGAUGACAAGCCAAAUGUGGCAAGCCACCAGUUGGCUCUUGCUCUGCCUCACCAGGCAGUCAGUCAAUCAUCAGCAUCGCUACCCAUGCAGCAGCCAGCACCUGUGCAGCAAGAUCGCUCUAUGUUGAACCAAGCGCACACAUACUACUCACAGCAUCAACCUUUGCCUCAAGAACAAAGCCAACCGUUACAAGCUGAGCUACAAUAUGUGCAACAGAGGCCCCAAAUUCAGGAUAUUCCAGUCCAGGCACCACAGCAGCAGCCUCAGAUUGCAAGUCAGACUCCACAGCCAUACCCUCAGUACCAGCAGCAAUGGCCUCAGCAGCCUCAGCAGUUUUCACAACAGGUGGUGCGGCCGCAGCAACCUGCUCCGCAGGCUCCAAUCAGAACUCAAGCUCCACCACCGUCUUACCCUCCUUACCCCCCACAACCUGUCAAUCGUGUUCCUGAAUCAUACCCUGGCAGCAUGGUCGUGCAGGUUCCUUACUCCACAAUUUCUCAGCCUGGUGGGAGUCGUCCUGAAGCUGUGUCAUUUGGUUAUGGAGAACCAAGCAGCACAGUCUCACCACCAAUGCCUCAGCAUAGUUUACAACGGCAGCCACAGCCUCCAACUAGCCAGAGCUCUUUUGGACCAUCGCCGAGCAAGGGUGGCUAUGUGGGUCCUGCACCUUACACACCACCAUUGAAUGUUCAGAGUUACAGCACAACAUACAACUAUCCUCCAAGCAAUGUUUCAGCUGCCCAGAAUCAGCAACUGCCACCUGGUAAUGUUGUUGGGGUCCAUCAUCCUGGCCCACAGCUGAUGCGCAGUCACCCAUAUGGAGAAAUGAUUGAGAAAGCUGUCAGCAUGGGAUAUGCAAGGGAUCAUGUUGCAAGUGUGAUCCAGAGGGUGGGGGAAAGUGGUCAGCCCAUGGACUUCAAUUCCUUGCUUGAUAUGCUCAAUGGCCGAGUUACUGGUGGAUCCACGCGAGUAUGGUCGGGCUAGCACGGUGGCUUUAUGCAGAAAUGGAGAGGUAUCAAUAUAUCCUAAAGGAGGUGCUUUUUUAAUGCUUCCUUCUAGUUAUCAUGUGUUACAAAAAUAAUCGUUAUCGUUAAGUGCAUGGUGGUUGUAAAUACGAGUGGAUGCUCGUAUGAGCGUUCUUGCGGUUCUUGCGAUUCCUGCGGUCACAUGAAUGGUGGUGGUGCCAACGGAAUCACUAUAUAAAUUGAUGGUGAAUGUGUUGCUGGGACGUAUUAUGCAAAAUUAGAAAUUAGCCUUCAUCUUUUGUUGAGCAUGAUCUCAGUUGUUAUAAAUGGCUACAGCAUGGAUAUUUUUGUUUUUGUAGUCUCCUAGAACCAAUUAAAUUUUAGGGGAUUCUCUCCAUUUCCUUUCCGGCUAUAUCCAAA